UAGUUUAUUUUGUUAUCUUCAUUAUGCAAUUUACAAGGUUUUUUUUUCCUUCACUUCGAAAUGAGUUUAUUUUUAAUUGCCGCACGAAAUUGAAACCAACGUAUCAUACCUGGCAUGAGAAAGUUGCGAAUGUUUUACCAAAUAAUGUCGACAAUAAUAGUGACGUGUUUAAGGAAAAUGCUGACAAAAUGAACAUUUUGGUCGAAAAUUUGGAAAAUUUAAUAAAUAAAAUCGUAUUAGGUGGAGGUGAAGCAGCUCGAAAACGUCAUUUAGAACGCGAUAAGUUAUUACCUCGUAAUAGGAUAAGUCGUUUACUUGAUAAUGGAUCUCCCUUUCUAGAACUUUCACAACUCGCUGGUUAUAAAUUAUAUACAGAUGAAAUACCCGCAGGUGGAAUAAUCACUGGAAUUGGAUGUGUUAAAGGGGUGGAAUGUAUGAUUGUUGCUAAUGACUCAACAGUUAAAGGCGGAACAUAUUAUCCCAUUACAGUAAAAAAGCAUUUACGAGCACAAGAGAUUGCACGAGAAAAUCGGUUACCGUGUAUAUAUUUAGUAGAUUCAGGAGGUGCUAAUCUUCCUCAGCAGGCAGAGGUUUUUCCAGACCGCGAUCAUUUUGGACGCAUUUUCUUUAAUCAGGCUGCUAUGUCAUCCGAAGGUAUAUCACAAAUAGCCGUUGUGAUGGGAUCAUGUACAGCAGGUGGCGCUUACGUUCCUGCUAUGGCGGAUGAAAGUAUUAUUGUUGCAAAACAAGGUACCAUUUUCUUAGCCGGGCCUCCAUUAGUCAAAGCAGCCACUGGAGAAGUUAUUUCGGCAGAGGAACUAGGAGGAGCGGAUUUGCAUUGUCGAAUAUCUGGGGUAACGGAUCAUUACGCUAGUAACGAUGAGCAUGCCUUACAAACUGCAAGAAAAAUUGUUGAAACGCUUAAUUUGUCAAAGAAACCUGAUUUAUUAAUUAAGAAGCCCGAAGAACCUCUAUAUUCUGCAUCAGAGCUCGGUGGUAUUGUGGGUGAUAAUCUGCGCAAAUCUUUUGAUGUCAAAAAUGUCAUUGCGCGUAUCGUAGAUGGAAGUCGAUUUGAAGAAUUUAAAGAAUUAUAUGGAACAACAUUAAUUACUGGUUUCGCGCAUUUAUACGGUUACCCUGUUGGAAUUGUUGCUAACAAUGGAAUCCUUUUUUCCGAAUCAGCUCUUAAAGGAGCACAUUUUAUUGAGCUUUGUGCGCAACGUGGUAUACCACUAAUCUUUCUUCAGAAUAUUACAGGAUUUAUGGUUGGUUCAUCCGCAGAAGCCGGUGGUAUUGCCAAGAAUGGCGCGAAGAUGGUGACUGCAGUAUCUUGUGCCAAAGUUCCAAAACUGACGGUUAUUAUUGGUGGUAGUUUCGGUGCCGGAAAUUAUGGAAUGUGUGGAAGAGCAUAUAGCCCCAGAUUCUUAUGGAUGUGGCCGAACGCGCGGAUAUCAGUCAUGGGAGGUGAACAAGCCGCAAGUGUUUUGGCUCAAAUUAGAAAAGAAGCAGAAGCCAAAAAAAAAAAAGGUGAAACGGUACGUGAAUUUUCAUUAGCAAUGAUAAAGAUUGAUAUAUGUAAAUGUUAAUUUAAAUAUUCAUCGACAGUGGUCAAUGGAAGAAGAAGAAAAAUUCAAGAAGCCUAUUCGUGAAAGAUUUGAAGUUGAAGGUCAUCCAUAUUUUUCCUCAGCGCGUCUUUGGGACGAUGGAAUUAUUAAUCCUGCUGACACACGUAAAGUUCUCGGAUUAGCAUUAAGUGCUACACUUAACGCACCAAUCGAGAAGACACGUUUUGGUAUAUUUAGGAUGU
This is a messenger RNA of Rhizophagus irregularis DAOM 181602=DAOM 197198, 1807 nucleotides long. The record is from RefSeq and is a predicted model, not a curated record. NCBI's taxonomy places the organism in Eukaryota, Fungi, Glomeromycota, Glomeromycetes, Glomerales, Glomeraceae.